Molecule: messenger RNA, 647 nt
Organism: Carassius auratus (goldfish)
Lineage: Eukaryota; Metazoa; Chordata; Actinopteri; Cypriniformes; Cyprinidae
Exons: 5
Coding region: 45-647 (200 amino acids)
Source: RefSeq, a predicted model, not a curated record
ACAAAGGAAAGUAGAAAGACCUUGGGCUGCAGCACAGCUUGGAUAUGUGGCAUGGGGCCAAGAAUUUGGCAAAAAGGAUCCAUGCUGCUUCACAGGUCAAGGGUCAGUCCAGUUUGAGCAGUUGGCUAAAAGACAUUGUCAACCACUUUUGGUGGUGCUGCAAAACAGCAGAUUCUUACCAAGAGUUCCUUGAGCUGUGGCUUGGUCUCCUACAUCAUGUGACAAAUGAACACAGGUGGGUCCUGGGAAGCUGCCAGCAUGCAGACUUAGAAUCUGGUGGAACUCAACAGUGGCUUGAGCGAGGCUCCAUGGCACAUGAGGCCCUGAAGAGCAUCGUUAGAAACAAGCGGUGGCUUAAUGAGGUCCACAAAUAUCUAAAUUUUAGGUCCACUGCUGAUCUGGAGUCCUUCCAGAACCAUAUUUUAAUGUACGCUAGCAAGCGCACAGCAUUUAGAUCUCCUGUCUUUGAGGCCAGGCUGCUCCUUGCAGCGAUGGACUAUAAUUACCACAAGGACCGCCCAGAGUUGUGUAAAUCUGAUGGAAGCAAACAGUACAGGAGGCUGUACAAGAAGAAUGCUCGCAGGUAUAUGCUAUACACUCGGAAGACAUCCAAGACGUAUGGCUACAUCCCAGAACUGCAACUAUGA